AUGAUCGAGCGAAGUGAAUGGACAGGCAGCAGGACACAGACCUCGUCUGCACUUGCGAAGAAGGUUGCGGAGCAGCAACGGGCCCUCUCCCCUCCGCGAUCGAUCGAGCUUCCAGUCGAAUUAUGGUGGGGGAUCAUCGAUCUUGUGGCCGACGAGAUUCCGUCCUACAUGGAUGGCAGGAAUGAAUUGCGAGAGUUGGCGAGGGUGUGCCGGGCAUGGUAUACUCGGUGCCGCUUCCAUGCAGAGGAGAGGCUGGAUAUCAUUGAGAGAGAUAAGAAGGAAGUUUACCGGCUGAUCAGCAGACUCAACGAACACCCGGAGCGAUACAGUCGCAUCAACAGCGUGAGAUUCGUGAACGACAAGAUCAACUCCUUCGGCUCGUUUGUUAUCCUUAUGGCAGGGAAGCUACCCCAAGUGGAGACACUAUCUUGCGGUAAUCGUCACAGUCCAGGGUUGUGCGAGUGGAUCCCUGGGCAGCUGCAUACGCAGGUGUUCCUGCAUGUGAGGGUCGCGUUCGAGUCGGUCACCACCCUCCGUCUGUGUUUUGUCCGGUUCCCUUCUGCGAUGGUGUUUGGGAAACUCCUUUGUGCCCUUCCGCACCUUGCCUCGUUGGUAUGCGAAGGUGUGUAUUUCAAGAACCCAGGCGUUAUUCCGGGAACAACGCGAAGCCUCCUUCAAUUCGGCACCCUCGACUUGCUUGACAGCCGUUGCAUCGUCGACUUCCUCAUUGAGACCGGGGUUGGCGCCUUCCUGAGCCAUGUCAUUAUCCGGCGAAGUGGAGAUCUUGAGGCGUGCUCGACGUUGGUCCGUGUCGCUGCUUUGUCGCUCUCCUCUUUCCACUUCACCAUCAUUGGUAGGCAUGAUCUGAGAACAUUCAAUGAGUCAGGCCCAGGCCUUCUUCCCGACCUCACUCCGGCGCGAAACUUGCGUAUCUUAUUCAUCGUCCUCGGCGCUUUCUCAUUUGACUCGCGCGAGCUAGCAGCAGCAUUGCCUCGCGCCUCUCUACCUAAUUUGGACGAGAUCAAUAUCACUGCGAUGCAGGUCCGAAAGACUAAGAUAAAACUCGAUAAACUCGACGACUUUUCGUAUUCGCAGAUAGAUAGGAUCCUCUCUGGGCCCCGAUUUCCUGCCCUUCAAAAGUUCACCCUGCAUCUCCAAUGCCGUGUUUUUCGCUGCAACGUGAAGGACGUGCUAUCCGAGACAAUCUGGAGGACGCAUCUUUCGUCAAAGCUUCCCCUCCUCCAUGCCAGUGGACGGCUCUUGUGA
This is a messenger RNA of Fibroporia radiculosa, 1266 nucleotides long. RefSeq lists its product as uncharacterized. The transcript is spliced from 2 exons. The record is from RefSeq and is a predicted model, not a curated record. The coding region runs from base 1 to 1266 and encodes 421 amino acids. NCBI's taxonomy places the organism in Eukaryota, Fungi, Basidiomycota, Agaricomycetes, Polyporales, Fibroporiaceae.